Armigeres subalbatus is the source of this 1827-nucleotide messenger RNA. RefSeq lists its product as uncharacterized. The record is from RefSeq and is a predicted model, not a curated record. The transcript has a single exon. NCBI's taxonomy places the organism in Eukaryota, Metazoa, Arthropoda, Insecta, Diptera, Culicidae. The coding region runs from base 1 to 1827 and encodes 608 amino acids.
AUGGAAGAUCUUCUGAGAGGACUUGUCAAUCAGAGAGUGGCAGUACACGGAAAACUCAAUCGUGUCAAAACGUCUCUGCAACACAGUGCAAACCAACCUAAUCCGAACAUAGGAAACGUUCACUUCCUCCAGAUACAACAGAAAACAGUGGAAAACUGUUACCAUGAAUGUAAUGGCAUCCAAAAUCAGAUUUAUGCUCUGCCACUUCCUGAAGAUCGGCUAGCCGAAGAAACAGGGAGUUACAUCGAGUUCGAGUCGCUUUACAAUCAUGUUGCCCUUCAAUUGUGUAUGCUGAUUGAAGCGGUGACCAAAUCCGAAGUAGCUAACGCGAUCUCUCCUAUUGGAACCGAUCCCGCUCUUCAAGCGUGGCAUCCGAACCAGCCCUAUCUUCCACCAUUACAAGUUCCUUUGCCGACAUUCGACGGAUCAUACGAGAAGUGGUAUUCAUUCAAAGCAAUCUUCACCACGGUUAUGAACCGAUAUCGCCAAGAAGAUCCAGCGCUGAAAUUGUUUCACCUACGGAAUAGUCUUGUCGGACAAGCAGCUGGUAUCAUAGACCAAGACUUGAUUAACAAUAACGACUAUGAUGCUGCAUGGAGGGUGCUUACCCAACGUUACGAAGACAAACGAGUCGUUGUUGACAAACACGUUGAAAACCUUUUCAACCUACCAAAGGUAAGCCAAGAAAAUGCAAGUAACUUGCGGAAAAUUAUCGAUACUUGCACCAAGAAUGUGGAGGCUCUGAAGCACCAGAACUUACCUGUGGAUGGGCUUGGUGAGCAGAUGCUAGUGAACCUGAUUGCCGGAAAAAUGGACAAGAAGCUACGAGUGGCUUGGGAAGCUCGUCAGACGAAGAAUGUGCUUUCUACCUAUCCGGCAACAAUGGAUUUCCUGGAAGAUCAGUGCCGUAUAUACGAGAAGCUCGACACCUGUACGAAACCAUCAGCUGAAAGUGCCAAACCAAAAACGAUGGCUAGAAGCCAUACGUUAAUAUCAAGUGAAUCGAAGACUGAAAGAAAUGAACACAAGUGUCAAGUGUGUAAGGCAAACCAUGAACUUUGGAAGUGCGAAGCCUUUAAGAACAAAACUGUCAGUGAAAAAUACGAUUUGCUUAAAAAGUGCGGCGCUUGCUUUAACUGCUUUGGCAGAGGUCAUCGAACAAACGCGUGUUCUUCAUCACAUUCCUGCCGAGAGUGUGGAAAAAGGCAUCACACCACGCUUCAUGAGAACAACGGAAGAAAUAUUACGAAUCGUGCCACAAUACCAGUGGAAUCGACUGCAACACCCGUUGUAGAACCCGAUGUUAACUCAACGACCGCUAUUCCAGCAGGGACGAUGACAACCCUGUGUGCAAGAGCAGGUGAAAUUGAGAAGCAGACUCUACUUUCAACGGCCAUUGUUUUGGUCGAUGGCUUAGCCAGUACUCCCUACCCAUGCCGAGUGCUGCUCGACUCCGCUUCGCAGAUGAAUUUCGUUACGGAGCGUUUUGCGAAUCUCCUCUCGUUGAAAAUGAUACCCGCUGACUUCACAGUUAGUGGACUCAAUAGCAACAAAACUAGGAUUGGUCGAAUGCUACACACUACGGUCAGGUCUUGCCAUACAAACCUAUCUAUUGACUUGGACUUGCUGGUAACUGCCAAAAUCACUGGCGAUCUGCCGGUGAAAUCAUUCGACGUUUCUGGAUGGCCAAUCUCGAGCAAAUUGGCGCUAGCUGAUCCGACCUUCAACAAGCGAGGACGUGUCGAUAUGCUUAUCGGCGCCGAAUACUUUGGAGUUUAUUGGAAGAGGCCGAUUCGAACUUGGAACCAAUCUCCCAACACUAAGUAA